Molecule: messenger RNA, 2569 nt
Organism: Scheffersomyces amazonensis
Lineage: Eukaryota; Fungi; Ascomycota; Pichiomycetes; Serinales; Debaryomycetaceae
Gene: CRZ1
Product: DNA-binding transcription factor
Exons: 1
Coding region: 185-2422 (745 amino acids)
Biological process (GO): regulation of transcription by RNA polymerase II
Cellular component (GO): nucleus
Molecular function (GO): DNA-binding transcription factor activity, RNA polymerase II-specific; RNA polymerase II cis-regulatory region sequence-specific DNA binding
Source: RefSeq, a predicted model, not a curated record
ACAUAGUUCCCUUUGUGAAUUAAUCGAACUGUACUUUAAACAAUUUGGAUUAUAAAUAUUUUAAAUUCCCUUUAUUCAAUUUUAUACCUUAUUGAAAUCUUUAAAUUAUAUAUACAAUAUUGAAUUAUCUCAAUUCACCUAAGGGUUAUUUCUAAUACAUUUUUUUAAAUAUCUUACUAGUACUAUGACUAGUAGUCAAGAUACUGGGUAUUUGAAUUCCCAAUCGGAUGAUCAUCUAUAUGAUAUAUUAAAUCUAUCACCACCAACUAUUCAAAUUGAAAAUACAAAUAGUAAUAUUAGUAUUAAUACUGCCAAUAAUAAUAAUAAUCCAAAUCCAAAUCAAAUUCAAAAUCCAAAUCAUUAUGUUCCAUCAACUGUAGCAACGACUUCAAGUUCAGAACAAAAUCCUUCAACUCCAUCCUUAUUUGAUUUUCAUACUCCUACAACUACCAAUUCUAAUGAACAACAAACUUAUCAACAUUCUCAAGUUCAAUCAAAUUCUUUAUUUCAACCUCCUCCAAACCAAUACUUAGGAUCUAAUAGCACCUCAUUUUAUAAUCUGAACUUAGAUAACAGUUCAGAUAUAUCCUUAAAUCAGUUCUCUCCCACUAUUGAAGUCACUCAACCAGGAAGUCAAUCAGGCCAAAUAUUUCAACCUCAAGUCCAACCACAACCUUCAGAUUUAUUAUCUCCUAAUAAUAAUAAUAACAAUAACAAUAACAAUAUAUACCAUCAAAGAAGUAGUAGUUUCCAUUCUAUAAGUGAUCAACAAUUUCAGGGUCAACUCAACUCUGCCGACUUAUUGGCUAUACCAAAGUCUCCAAGUGCUUAUUCAUCUCAUUCAUUAUUAUCAGAUAAUUAUUCUCGACCCGCAAGUCCGUUCUUGGAUGCCAUGUCUCAUUUCAGUAAUUCCAACAGCAUUAUUCCACCUAUUCCUUCUAACGUAUCUGGUGCAGCAUAUUCUGAUGUAGGGAACAAUAUUAAUAAUAACUUAAAUGUUCAAUCUGACUAUCAAUCUCAAUCUCAAUCUCAAUCUCAAUCUCAAUCUCAAUCUCAAUCUCAAUCUCAAUCUCAAUCUCAAUAUGAUUCCCUUCAAGUUUUCAAUUCCGAAAUUGAAUUAGGAGGUUCAAUUUCAAAUACAAAUUUAACGAAUUUAGCUGGGUAUAGUCAGCAAGUCCAAGUUCAAGCUAAUGAUCCAAUAAUACCCCCACCUCACAUUGUUUCUGAAUUAAAUCCUCAUUCAUUCGUAAUUACUCCACCUGAAGCAUCGUCUAACAUACCGUCUCAACAACAUAGAGAUCAGAAUCAACAAGUAUGGAAUGCUUCAGUUACUAAUCCUAACUCAUCUCUGUCCAAUGUGAAUUUAUUGACUGAGUCGAAUCUUUCUAAUUAUAAUAAUCAACAGCCUGAAAUUGAAAAUAAGAGAAAUUAUUACUUAAGUGAAGAUAUCACUGGUGGUGGAGAUGAUGGAGAAGAUUUAGCAAGAACUCCUUCAUUAUUUAGUAAUACUUCAUCAGUAAAAUCAAUCACUCCUGAACCUAAGAAACAAAUCAAAAAGGAUAAUAAUACAUUAGCCCCUAAUAGUAAUAAUUUUGGAUAUGGACCUUCAAGUCCAGUUGGUUCAUAUCAUUCUGAUAAUCCUGAUUCUGUUUAUGAAGAUAUGAAAAGAGGUAGAAGAAAAAGUCGAGCUAAAAAGGUAUCUGGACAUACAUCACGCUCUCCAUUACCUCCAGAUGAUGAAUCGAAUGAUUUAUUAUAUGGUGAAGAUUAUGAUGAUGAAUUAAUCAAUAAUGAUGGUAAUUAUUUACAACCUCUGGAUAGUCUUAAUCCUGUAACAAAUACUUCUAGACAAAAGAUGUUGGAAUUAGCUAGUCCUAAUCAAUCAUCAAAAAGAACUCAGAAGCAUCCUAGUGUAUAUGCAUGUCAUUUAUGUGAAAAACGAUUUACUAGACCAUAUAAUUUGAAAUCUCAUUUACGAACUCAUACUGAUGAAAGACCAUUCGUAUGUGCAGUUUGUGGUAAAGCAUUUGCAAGACAACAUGAUAAAAAGCGUCAUGAAGAUUUACAUACUGGUGAAAAGAAAUUUCAAUGUUGGGGACUUUUAAAAAAUGGUCAACCUUAUGGGUGUGGUAGAAAAUUUGCUAGAGCUGAUGCAUUACGUCGUCAUUUCCAGACUGAAGCAGGUAAAGAAUGUAUAAGAGUAUUAAUUGAAGAAGAAGCUCGAGAAAAGGCAGCUCAAGGUAUAAAAACCACUCAUAGUGUUAAUGAACAAAAUGCCAUUAUGGAUUAUUUCCAAAUGUAUGGAGGUGGAGAAUCACUUAAUUUAAGUAUGAAUUCUACCGAUAUAUCUGCUUCACAUACUGAAGAAACUGAUCCAUCUUCAAUAGUACCACAAUUAGCUAUUUCUCCUCCUCAAGAUUAGUCAUAGUAGUAGUCGUAGUCAUCUUUAUUUGUUAGUGUACAUGUGUGUAUAUAAGAAUCAUUACAAUUUGUACUAGUAUUCUAUCCAUUAAUAUUUAGUGUAGUAGUAGUAGUAGUAGUAGUAGUAGUAGUAGUCUUUAGAGUUGUA